Molecule: messenger RNA, 1591 nt
Organism: Rhododendron vialii
Lineage: Eukaryota; Viridiplantae; Streptophyta; Magnoliopsida; Ericales; Ericaceae
Product: lysine histidine transporter-like 8
Exons: 5
Coding region: 134-1528 (464 amino acids)
Cellular component (GO): plasma membrane
Source: RefSeq, a predicted model, not a curated record
AGAAUACAUUGAAGGGAAAGAGAGAGAGAGUGUCUCCACUAGCCCCGCCCCUUUAUAUUCCUCAGCUAUUACAAAUUUUACACAGAAUACAUUGAAGGGAGAGAGAGAGAGAGAGAGAGAGAGAGGGAGGGAGAUGGGAGAAGUGUAUGUGGAAGUGGAUUCAGAAGUUUCAAGCCAGGAUUAUCAAACAGAGAGCAACCCAAUAGAGGCUUGGCUACCCAUAACCAAGUCCAGAAAAGGAAAUGCAUAUACCUCCUCAUUUCAUCUGAUUUGCUCUGGAAUUGGACUCCAAGCCCUUUCACUUCCAAUUGCAUUUGCCGCCCUCGGUUGGGUUUGGGGUAUACUAUCUUUGUCACUUGCAUUUGCUUGGCAACUCUACACCAUAUGGCUUCUUGUCCAUCUCCACGAACCCGUCGCUGGAACUAGAUACAGCAGAUACCUCCGACUAUCGAUGGCAGCCUUUGGUGAAAAACUGGGGAAGUUACUGGCAAUAUUUCCAGUAAUGUACCUAUCAGGGGGCACAUGUGUGUUGCUAAUUAUCAAUGGGGGAAAGACCAUGGAGCUGUUCUAUCAAACCAUGUGUGAGAAUGGGCCACCAUUAUGCAAUCCAAAGGCAUUUACCGGAGCAGAAUGUUUCUUGGUUUUCACAUGCUUGGCCAUCGCCGUGGCACUCUUUUGCCCCAACUUGAAUUCCGUAGCUGGGGUCUCAUUUAUUGGGGCAAUCACAGCCGUUGGAUACUGUACUUUGAUUUGGGUCUUGUCCGUAUCCAAAGGCAGGCCGGAUAGUGUACCUUAUGCCUCAUCUAUGGUGACAUCAUCGGCGAUGGGGAGAUUUCGUGGCGUCUUGACUGCGCUUGGGAUUAUAGCUAUUGCUUUCAGAGGCCACAAUGUUGUGCUUGAGAUACAGGGAACAUUGCCUUCAAAUCCAAAGCAUCCAUCCAAUGAGCCAAUGUGGAAAGGAGUGAAAGUAUCAUAUCUAAUUAUCUCUCUGUGCUUAUUUCCCCUUGCAAUAGGUGGAUACUGGGCUUAUGGCAACAGGAUACCUACCGGCUGUGGAUUUCUAAGCGCAUUUUCAGUACUCAAUAAACGCAACACCUCAAAGUUUGUGAAGGGUUUCAUUUAUCUACUGAUAGUCAUAAGUUGCUUGUGCUCAUUCCAAAUCUACGCAAUGCCAUUUUUCGACAACUUGGAGUUCAUAUACGUGGGCAAGAAAAACAAGCAAUGCCCAAGGUGGCUUCGCUUCGGGCUCCGGUUCUUCUUUGGAGGAUUGACAUUUUUCAUAGCAAUGGCUCUCCCGUUCUUAGGAAGCCUGGCAGCUCUCCUUGGAGGGAUCACGUUGCCUCUGACUCUUGCUUAUCCAUGUUUUAUGUGGCUCACCAUCAUGAAGCCCCGGCCAAACAGUGCAAUGUGGUGGUCUAAUUUAUGCCUAGGGUGCUUAGGCAUAUUGUUGAGUGUUUUGUUAGUAGUCACCGCAGUGUGGAAUUUAGUGGUCAAUGGUUUUGAUGCCAAUUUCUUCAACCCCCAUUGAAUGAUCCAUAAUCGAAAGAAAACGCAUUUGUUUGAAAAUAUGAGCUCUGUUGACUGUUGUGUG